CUGAGAAGGAUGACUUGUGCUUGUGACAAGGAAGGGGAUGCAUUCCUGGAAUUCCCCAGCUCAAGAACUAUUUCCAAUCAAUUUCCUGGUAGUUAAAACACUUCCUUGGCACCCUUGUUGUCAUCUGUUGAAGAAAUGUGGGCCAGAGGAAACACCAGAGAUGCUGGAAUCGGGUGUCUAGAAAGGACACAAAACUGACUUGUGGCAAUGACAUAAUUUUUGUCAACUUUAGUUUCUUAUCUAUCUCAAAGUAUAGUGAGAAUUCCAGGAGAGACACCCAGAGGAUCAUGUGGUGGGCCUUAGAUUUCAUUCAUUUGUGUAAUGAGUAUUGAGCAACUGCUGUUGGGUGGCGUGACUGAUGGUUGGAUGAAUAAGGUGAAGAUCUGGACGCCAGGACUGGCUUUCUCAUGCAAUUCCGUGAUCGGGGGCGGGUCGCGAGAUAGGUGCCACGUGCAGCUACCCGAGAUUCUGCACCUACCCGGGAUUUUGACUGCCGUCCACGCGAGUUUGGCACGCCGGAUGUGACGUCACCGCCCCGUGGUUCCCCGGAGCCUGGCGGUGGAACCGGAAAUCAAGUCUACAAGGGGGCACAGAUGACCGGAAGCGUGCCCGGGCGGCGCUGCCAGCCCCGGCUAGGAGCUGGUAGGGGAGUGCGAGGAAGGCGGGGACGCAAGGCGGAGCCGGUGCAGGGGCGGGGCCUGCGGGCAGGCGCCGGGGGUUGGGGCGGGAACCCCUCGUCCCCUCUAGACCCCGCCUGCUCGGGCGCGGGCGGCGGCGCGGCCAUGAAGCUGAAGCUGAAGAACGUGUUUCUCGCCUACUUCCUGGUGUCGAUCGCUGGCCUCCUCUACGCGCUGGUACAGCUCGCCAAGGGAAUGGAUCGAACCCUGCCCCUUAUGCAAAGAUUUAGGGACAGUGCCACUGCGUUAUCCUCAGGCCAGCCAUGUGACUGCCUUCCUCCCCUGCGGGCAGCAGCCGAGCAGCUACGGCAGAAGGAUCUGAGGAUUUCGCAGCUGCAAGCGGAACUCCGACGGCCACCCCCUGCCCCUGCCCAGCCCCCUGAACCCGAGGCCCUGCCUACUAUCUAUGUUGUUACCCCCACCUAUGCCAGGUAUGGGCUCUGGUACACCCAAGAGGUCUGCAUUGUCCAAUAAGUUGGAGUUGAUGAUGAGGAGUUUGGGGAGGCACUGGGCUAGGAGUUGUUCCUCAAACUAGGGCAUGCCAAAGAGAGGAUAAAUGAACCACAUCUAUACUAAAAUAUCUGUGGGAAAAUAGUUCAUUUUCAGGCCGGGCGCGGUGGCUCAAGCCUGUAAUCCCAGCACUUAGGGAGGCCAAGGCGGGUGGGUCACCUGAGGUCCAGAGUUCGAGAUCAGCCUGGCCAACAUGGCAAA
Messenger RNA from Piliocolobus tephrosceles (Ugandan red Colobus), 1388 nucleotides. RefSeq names its product galactosylgalactosylxylosylprotein 3-beta-glucuronosyltransferase 3. The record is from RefSeq and is a predicted model, not a curated record. Lineage: Eukaryota; Metazoa; Chordata; Mammalia; Primates; Cercopithecidae. The transcript has 3 exons. Bases 594 to 1151 code for a protein of 185 amino acids.